This is a messenger RNA of Colletotrichum costaricense, 1761 nucleotides long. Its product is annotated as chaperonin GroL. Gene Ontology annotation, biological process: protein refolding; apoptotic mitochondrial changes; mitochondrial unfolded protein response. The transcript has 3 exons. Lineage: Eukaryota; Fungi; Ascomycota; Sordariomycetes; Glomerellales; Glomerellaceae. Gene Ontology annotation, cellular component: mitochondrial matrix; mitochondrial inner membrane. The coding region runs from base 1 to 1761 and encodes 586 amino acids. The record is from RefSeq and is a predicted model, not a curated record. Gene Ontology annotation, molecular function: ATP binding; ATP-dependent protein folding chaperone; protein-folding chaperone binding.
AUGCAGCGCGCUCUUUCUUCCCGCGCGAGAGCUUCCGUCCUCUCUGCUGCUCCCAGCAAGUUCCGUGCCGGUGCCGGCCUGGGACAGCAGCUUCGCUUUGCCCACAAGGAGCUGAAGUUCGGUGUUGAGGGCCGUGCUGCCCUGCUCGCUGGUGCCGAUACUCUGGCCAAGGCCGUCGCGACAACACUUGGCCCCAAGGGUCGCAACGUCCUCAUUGAGUCAAGCUAUGGCUCCCCCAAGAUCACAAAGGACGGUGUAACUGUCGCGAAGGCAAUUACCCUCAAGGACAAGUUCGAGAACCUCGGCGCCCGCCUCAUCCAGGACGUCGCCUCCAAGACCAACGAGACCGCCGGUGACGGUACCACCACCGCCACCGUCCUCGCCCGUUCCAUCUUCUCCGAGACCGUCAAGAACGUCGCCGCUGGCUGCAACCCCAUGGACCUGCGCCGUGGUAUCCAGGCUGCUGUCGACGAGGUCGUCGCUUUCCUCCAGAAGAACAAGAGAGAUAUUUCCACCAGCGAGGAGGUUGCCCAGGUCGCCACCAUCUCCGCCAACGGUGACCAGGAGGUCGGCAACCUGAUUGCCAAGGCCAUGGAGAAGGUCGGCAAGGAGGGUGUCAUCACCGUCAAGGAGGGCAAGACUCUGGUCGACGAGCUCGAGGUUACCGAGGGUAUGCGCUUCGACCGCGGCUUCGUCUCCCCCUACUUCAUCACCGACGCCAAGUCCCAGAAGGUCGAGUUCGAGAAGCCCCUGAUCCUCCUCUCCGAGAAGAAGAUCUCUGCUGUCCAGGACAUCAUUCCCGCUCUUGAGGCCUCCACCCAGCUGAGGCGUCCUCUCGUCAUCAUUGCCGAGGACAUUGAGGGUGAGGCUCUCGCCGUCUGCAUUCUCAACAAGCUCCGUGGCCAGCUCCAGGUCGCUGCCGUCAAGGCCCCCGGCUUCGGUGACAACCGCAAGUCCAUCCUCGGUGACCUGGCUGUCCUCACCAACGGUACCGUCUUCAGCGAGGAGCUUGACAUCAAGCUCGAGAAGGCCACCCCCGACAUGCUCGGCUCCACCGGCUCCAUCACCAUCACCAAGGAGGACACCAUCUUCCUCAACGGUGAGGGUGCCAAGGACUCCAUCUCCCAGCGCUGCGAGCAGAUCCGUGGUGUCAUGAACGACCCCACUACCUCCGAGUACGAGAAGGAGAAGCUCCAGGAGCGUCUGGCCAAGCUCUCUGGUGGUGUCGCCGUCAUCAAGGUCGGUGGCUCCUCCGAGGUUGAGGUCGGUGAGAAGAAGGACCGCUUCGUUGAUGCCCUGAACGCCACCCGCGCCGCCGUUGAGGAGGGUAUCCUGCCCGGUGGUGGUACCGCCCUUAUCAAGGCCUCUGCCCUUGCUCUUAAGGACGUCAAGACCGCCAACUUCGACCAGCAGCUUGGUGUCACCAUCGUCAAGAACGCCAUCACCCGCCCUGCUCGUGCCAUCGUCGAGAACGCUGGCCUUGAGGGCUCCGUUAUCGUCGGCAAGCUCACCGAUGAGUUCGCCAGCGAGUUCAACAAGGGUUUCGACUCCUCCAAGGGCGAGUACGUCGACAUGAUUGCCGCCGGUAUCCUUGACCCCUUCAAGGUCGUCCGCACCGGUCUGGUUGACGCCAGCGGUGUUGCUUCCCUGCUCGGUACCACUGAGGUCGCCAUCGUUGAGGCUCCCGAAGAGAAGGGACCUCCUCCUAUGGGCGGCAUGGGUGGUAUGGGCGGAAUGGGAGGCAUGGGUGGUAUGAUGUAA